AUGGCGUCCAAAGCAGAACUAAAACGUCCCCGACUCGAAGACUCGGACUCCUAUGCAGACCGUCCGUCUCCCAAGAGACCUCGCAGUGCUUUCGACUCGCAGCGGGAUACUCAAGUGAAACGAUGGAUGCGCUCACAAGCGCCGUGGCUCGAAUUUGUCCAACAGUUGACGAGGCUUGAGGAAGGCGAUAACAAUGCCGAACAGGAAAAAAGCCUUGUGGAAAUCCUGCUGCUGCAGACUACCGAAGAGGGGGAGGAAUUGUUACCCGAGUUGCAACACAUCGGACUCGAGAUUAUGAGAGCAGUCCAACAAGACCUAGCAGUUUUCGCCAUCGAACUAGGCAAGCUCUACGUUUCAGUCAGAGCCCAAGAACAGAUCACGAUCAAGUCCUGGUCUGCGGAAUACGAAGGGGACGGGGUCAAGAUUUUCCAAACCCACAUUAGAAAGUGCAGUCGCAUGAUGACACAGCGUUCGGACCAUUACGCCGCAAACUUCGUGGUCGCUAAUUCUUCCGGCAUGGGCAAGACUCGUAUGAUCGAUGAAUCCUCCAAAACGCAGUUCACCGUCCUUCUUGUGCUCAGGAAUGCGAGGGGUGGUUUCCCUCCUCCAGACAGCGAUGUGCUGGAAUACUUUCUUUCCUCGACGAGGAAGAACAACUGCCAGACCGCCAUUAUAUGCUUUCUCGCGACGCUGUACGAUCAAUUAGCCAAGCUGCUACAGGGCCGACAAGAAGAAGUGGGGCCGCAAAAUCAUGCUGAAAUUGCAAGAUGGUUUCGCGCGUACAUCGUAACCUGGAGCGAUAUGUACAAACCCAGCCCGCAACGGAUAGCGUUCUUCCAAAGGGUGGUGAAGAACGCUGAAACGAUGGUACAACGCGCCCUUGGAAUGAACGGUUCUCGACGUGAAGAAGGCCGAGACCGGAAUCAGCCUCCUAGCCUGUCUGAUAAAGACGAAUGGUGCAAGUCCUUGAUGAUAAAUUCGUUCAAAAUGCUCUCACGGCUUUUACGGCAUGACGAGACAUCGAGGCUACCAAGUGUACUCCUCGCAUUUGACGAAGCUCAUACAUUGUUAAUUCCGAGUCACAACGCCCAAGCAAGAGCUCCAGCCUCGUCCAUCUACACAGUGUUGUGCCGAGUGUUGCGCUAUCUAAAGGGCGAACCACACAUGGCUUGCUUCGUCUCAACUUCGGGCAGCGUCGUGGAGUUCGCAGCUCCCAUACGAUUGGAUGCAUCAAGCCGGAUACACGAGGGACUGUCUUUGAACUUGCCACCGUUCACCACAUUUCCCUUCAACAUGGCACAGAUACAACCGGAAGAGAUGGAUUUGCAGGUGGUGGGCAAAGAAAGCUUCAUGUGCAGGCAGUCUAGGAUACUGUUUCGCGGACGGGCUGAGCACGGCGUCGACCCUGGGCUGGGCGAUUUGUCGGCAUUCGCAGAGCAGAAGCUGCUCGGCAGUACAGAUCAAUUCCAUCACGACUAUGAUCAAAGGCUGGCCAUUUUAGCACGACGCAUCCCGAUCGAUAUUCGCACGAACACGGAUGCAGGAGCCCUCCAGUCGAUUAAUCGGCAGAUUGCUCAGCACAUGCGUGUACUUUACGGAAUAACAGGUGAAAACAAAACACUCAUUACCGGAUCUCCGAGCGAGCCAAUCCUUGCUGAGGGCGCCAAAAAUGCAAUGAACUUUGAACGUUUCCAGGAAGCAUAUGCGCUCAGAGAUAUCUUGACAUCUCCCGGAAUCAACGAUAUGGCAAAAUUUUCCAUUCCAGCCUUCUUCGAGUGCCUGCUCACCGAUGCCUCCUGGCUGAAGCUCAAGACGUCCCAAGCAUCCCGUGGUGGAAGAUUCCACACCAAGACCUUUGAGGAGACAUUCCAAAACUCAUUCGGAAAUUUUAAUCAUAUCGUGAAGCUCCAUGGCGAUGUCCCGGGGUCGGAAUUUUGGUACAGGUUUCUUACGAGACGUGUGGCUGCUUCCACAAAGUUCAACCGAAUGGGUAUCGAUGCUGCUUUCCCCCACACUAUCGAUGGGACGAAGAUCGCACCAGAUAACACGACCUCUACGGUGGUGCAAACCAAGGCUGUGGCCGAUAUGCAAAGCCCAUCCAAAAAGGUGUUUGACAGGAUGGACAGCGUUGUGCGGGAAAUGCACGAAUCUGAUGAGAUUAAUUCAACAUCCAAACCCAAGCCUGUUAAUCGGGUGGUCUUCUCGUUGAAGUCCCACGAGAAGGAUGUGACCGUGAUGCGAUACGAAGAUCAGCACAAUGACCUGUUGACGUGGGACAUCUAUGUGCCUUUCGCGGCACUUAGAGCUGUUGAGAAGGACCCCCUAAAGUGGACGGACGUGCUGGACACGGAAUUGCGAGUAGAAAGGAUGUACGGUGGUGAUGUGGCCUUGAUGGGGAUGGACCCUGCGUCUGACAACAAAGACGCAUAUUGGCCAAAUUGGGCACCAACAGCAAGGGGGACGAGCGACGAUGCAGGCAAUGCAGGCGAUGACAUAGAUGUAUGUUGA
Dacryopinax primogenitus is the source of this 2508-nucleotide messenger RNA. RefSeq lists its product as uncharacterized. The record is from RefSeq and is a predicted model, not a curated record. The transcript is spliced from 7 exons. The coding region runs from base 1 to 2508 and encodes 835 amino acids. Lineage: Eukaryota; Fungi; Basidiomycota; Dacrymycetes; Dacrymycetales; Dacrymycetaceae.